AUGGAAAAGCCAAACCAUUUCCUCCCUAUUCUCAAGCUCGUUGUCUCCCUCUUCCUCUUCUUCUCCUUUUGGAUCCUCCUCUCAUACUUCUACGUCUCCCCACAAUUCCAACCACCCACACUACCCGACCCACCUCCGCCGCACCGCAUGCCGGCUUCAUGCGACUCCGACAUCGCCUCAUUCUACAUCUACGACCUGCCCGACCGCUUCGACCGCAACCUCCUCCGCAGCUGCCGCGAUCUCAGCCCCCGCACUGACAUGUGCCCCCACGUCGCCAACCGCGGCCUCGGCCAGCCGGUACCGCACCGCCCCGACUGGUUCGCGACAUACCAGUUCAUCGCAGAGAUGCUCUUCCACGCCCGCGCCGAGCGCCACCCUUGCCGCACCUUCGACCCCGACUCCGCCGCUUUGUUCUACAUCCCCUUCUACGCCGGCCUGUACACGUCGUCGGUGUUCGGCCAGAGGAACCACACUCUCCGCGACGCCCUCGGCCUCGACCUCGCGGAGCACGUCUCCCGCCUCCCGACGUUCCGCCGCCGCGGCGGACGCCACCAUUUUCUCAUCACCGGCCGCACGUCGUGGGACCUAAUGCGGUUGAACGACUCGAGCAGGAAGUUCAACCGCCUGCUCCGCCUUCCGGCGCUGGCCAACGUGUCGAUCCUCACCAUCGAGCGCCAUCUGUGGGAGGGCAAGACACAAUUCGGCAUCCCCUACCCCUCCUACUUCCACCCGCGCUCCGCCGACGAGCUCACCGCGUGGCAGGACGAGGUGCGCCGGGCGGAGCGGACCCACCUCUUCGCCUUCGUCGGCGGGGCGCGCAACGGGGGCCAGAAAGAGGUUAUGCGUGCGUUGACACUGGAACAGUGCGGCUCGUCGAGCCGGUGUCUCCAGCUGGAGUGCAAGCAGGCUUCCGGUUGCUACACGCCGGGCAGGGUCAUGGACGUGCUGAUGCGCGCCGAAUUCUGCCUGCAGCCGCAGGGCGACACGUUCACGCGGCGGUCGGUGUUCGAUUCGGUGCUGGCCGGGUGCGUGCCGGUGUUCUUCUCCAAGCACACGGCCUACACACAGUACGCAUGGUACGCGCCCGGGCGGGCGGAGGAGUGGUCGGUGUUUCUGGGGCCGGAGCGGCGGGGGCGGAUCGAGGAGGAGCUGAGCCGGAUACCAAAGGACGCGGUGGCGCGGAUGCGGGAGGUGGUGAUCGGGAUGAUCCCGCGCGUCACCUACGCGCACCCGAACGCCAGCUGGGCCGAGGGGCGGCGCUUCCGCGACGCCGUCGACGUUGCGCUCGCCGAGCUCACCAAGCGUCUGCAGCAAACGCCGGGCGACUCCAACAACAAUAGCAUGAAGUAAAUUAAUCUUGAGAAGAGAGAUCGAUCUGCUUUAAAUUCGUUUAUAUUGUCACUACAUUCUCUCUCUCUCUUCUU
Ananas comosus (pineapple) is the source of this 1424-nucleotide messenger RNA. Its product is annotated as probable xyloglucan galactosyltransferase GT17. The record is from RefSeq and is a predicted model, not a curated record. Gene Ontology annotation, molecular function: glycosyltransferase activity. NCBI's taxonomy places the organism in Eukaryota, Viridiplantae, Streptophyta, Magnoliopsida, Poales, Bromeliaceae. The coding region runs from base 1 to 1350 and encodes 449 amino acids. The transcript has 2 exons.